Molecule: messenger RNA, 2847 nt
Organism: Dipodomys spectabilis (banner-tailed kangaroo rat)
Lineage: Eukaryota; Metazoa; Chordata; Mammalia; Rodentia; Heteromyidae
Gene: Osbpl9
Product: oxysterol binding protein like 9
Exons: 24
Coding region: 3-2267 (754 amino acids)
Cellular component (GO): cytosol; intracellular membrane-bounded organelle; membrane
Molecular function (GO): sterol binding
Source: RefSeq, a predicted model, not a curated record
GAAUGCCUUAUAGGCGAGUGACGUCAGGCCGUUUGUUGUCAUUGGCGGCUCCCAAGAUGGCGUCCAUCGUGGAAGGGCCGCUGAGCAAAUGGACUAACGUGAUGAAGGGCUGGCAGUACCGUUGGUUCGUGUUGGACUACAAUGCAGGGCUGCUUUCCUACUACACGUCCAAGGACAAAAUGAUGAGAGGCUCUCGCAGAGGAUGUGUUAGACUCAGAGGAGCUGUGAUUGGUAUAGACGAUGAGGACGACAGCACCUUCACAAUAACUGUUGAUCAGAAAACCUUCCAUUUCCAGGCUCGUGAUGCUGAUGAACGAGAGAAGUGGAUUCAUGCAUUAGAAGAAACAAUUCUUCGGCACACUCUUCAGCUUCAAGGUUUGGAUUCGGGAUUUGUUCCUAGUGUUCAAGACUUUGAUAAGAAACUUACAGAGGCUGAUGCUUACCUACAGAUAUUGAUAGAACAAUUAAAGCUUUUUGAUGACAAGCUUCAAAACUGUAAAGAUGAUGAACAAAGAAAGAAAAUUGAAACUCUCAAAGAGACAACAAAUAGCAUGGUAGAAUCAAUUAAACACUGCAUUGUGUUGCUGCAGAUUGCUAAAGACCAGAGUAAUGCGGAGCAACACGCAGAUGGACUUAUAAGUACUAUUAAUCCUGUAGAUGCAAUAUACCAACCUAGUCCCUUGGAACCUGUGAUCAGCACAAUGCCUUCCCAGACUGUGUUACCUCCAGAACCUGCUCAGUUGUGUAAAUCAGAGCAGCGUCCAUCUUCCCUACCCGUUGGACCUGUAUUAGCAACCUUGGGACAUCAUCAGACUCCAACACCAAAUAGUACAGGCAGUGGGCAUUCACCACCUAGUAGCAGUCUAACUUCUCCAAGCCAUGUCAACUUGUCUCCAAAUACAGUCCCAGAGUUCUCUUACUCUAGCAGUGAAGAUGAAUUCUAUGAUGCUGAUGAAUUCCAUCAAAGUAGCUCAUCCCCAAAGCGCUUGAUAGAUUCUUCAGGAUCUGCCUCAGUCUUAACACAUAGCAGCUCGGGAAAUAGCCUAAAGCGCCCAGAUACCACAGAAUCACUGAAUUCUUCCAUGUCCAAUGGAACAAGCGAUGCUGACCUUUUUGACUCACAUGAUGACCGGGACGACGAGGGGGAGGCAGGCUCAGUGGAGGAGCACAAGAGUGUCAUCAUGCACCUCUUGUCACAAGUCAGGCUUGGCAUGGAUCUCACUAAGGUAGUUCUUCCAACAUUUAUUCUUGAAAGAAGAUCUCUUUUAGAAAUGUAUGCUGACUUUUUUGCACACCCGGACCUGUUUGUGAGCAUUAGUGACCAGAAGGAUCCCAGGGAUCGCAUGGUUCAGGUUGUGAAAUGGUACCUCUCAGCCUUUCAUGCAGGAAGGAGGGGAUCAGUCGCCAAAAAGCCAUACAAUCCCAUUUUGGGUGAAAUCUUUCAGUGUCAUUGGACAUUACCAAAUGAUACUGAAGAAAACACAGAACUAGUUUCAGAAGGACCAGUCCCCUGGGUUUCCAAAAACAGUGUCACAUUCGUGGCUGAGCAGGUCUCCCAUCAUCCACCCAUUUCAGCUUUUUAUGCCGAGUGUUUCAACAAGAAGAUACAAUUCAAUGCUCAUAUCUGGACUAAAUCAAAAUUCCUAGGGAUGUCUAUUGGGGUACACAACAUAGGGCAAGGUUGUGUCUCAUGCCUAGACUAUGACGAACAUUACAUUCUCACAUUCCCCAACGGUUAUGGAAGGUCUAUCCUUACGGUGCCCUGGGUGGAAUUGGGAGGAGAAUGCAGUAUUAAUUGUUCCAAAACAGGCUAUAGUGCAAAUAUCGUUUUCCAUACUAAACCUUUCUAUGGAGGAAAGAAGCACAGAAUUACUGCUGAGAUUUUUUCUCCAAAUGACAAGAAGUCUUUUUGCUCAAUAGAAGGGGAAUGGAAUGGUGUAAUGUAUGCAAAGUAUGCAUCAGGGGAAAACAUGGUCUUUGUAGAUACCAAGAAGUUGCCUAUAAUCAAAAAGAAAGUAAGGAAGUUGGAAGAUCAGAAUGAAUAUGAAUCGCGCUGCCUUUGGAAGGAUGUCACUUUCAACUUAAAAAUUAGAGACAUUGAUGCAGCAACUGAAGCAAAGCACAGACUUGAAGAAAGACAAAGAGCAGAAGCCCGAGAAAGAAAGGAGAAGGAAAUUCAAUGGGAGACAAGGUUAUUCCACGAAGAUGGAGAAUGCUGGGUUUAUGAUGAACCAUUACUGAAACGUCUUGGUGCUGCAAAGCAUUAGGUUUGGGAAACACAGAGCUUGCACCUGAUGACCAGGGUAGUAGGCAUAAAUAACUAAGCAACAAUCUUCCUUUGGGAGAACCUAUCACUCCCUUCUUAUUGCAGUGGUUCCUAUCUCAGGGAUACUGGACUUUCCAGCGCAGAUGAACAAUUAAAACAGGAAAAGCCUCCCAUUUUUUUUUCCUCUGUGGCAGUUAAAAUUUUGACUAAAGUCUUGAGCAAAACUAUAGGUUUUGAAACAAAUCCCAUGCUUUUGAAAGCAUUUAUGAACCCAAGUCUCUCACUCUGCACUCUAGUUCCAAUGUUAGACAUACAACCUGUUUCCUAGGUCAUAUAAUCUUGGGUUCUAUACAUAUACAUAUAUAUAUAUACACACAUAUAUAUAUAUACACACACACAUAUUCACACGUAUAUAAAUCUGUUGACAGUUUUUUCAUAAACCAUCUCUGGUUCCUCUGAAUUUAGAUAAUUAGCGCAAUGUAUGAAAAUCAAGUGUUAGGAAAUUUCAUGAUUUCUCCUAUAACGACUUUUAUUUUGGAAAUGAACUAUUAAAUUGUAUCUAAACCUGGAUUACAAUUUAA